CUUUUACUAAAUUCACAGUUUUUCAUCAUAUUUGAAAGUUAACCAUACGAAAUAACCCGUUAAAACAUCGUUUUAUGCAACGUAAAAAUAUCAAAUGAUUUCGAGUAAAAUUUCUAACAAUUGGUUUUUUAGUAUUUUUUCGAAUUUAUCUUGAGCGAAGCGUGUUGAAAAUCAAUAAUAGGUCACGAAAAUAUUGUGUUGUUCAACAUGAAAAUACGAGUGCAUUAUAGAAAUCAACACUUUAAGCUGACUGUCGAUGAUGAGACGAAUAUCGAGAAGCUAAAAUGUUUGAUUAGAGAUUUUAUAUUUACAAAUCCCAAGGACAAGAACAGACCAUUCGAUAUUAGUUUAAAUGGACAAGAGCCACUUAAUGUAUCUAAUGAAUGGAAAAUUGGAGAAAAUUUAGUCAAUAGUGACCUGCAUUCCGAAGGCGAGAGUCCCUUGCCACCUGAUUGGAAAAAGUCUGAUUUAAUCAAAUUAGAAUAUACACAUACUCAUACACCAGAAUUUCAAUAUUGUCUAACCUGCUUUACAGUAAGCUCUUCGCUUGUUGUAAACGGAUAUGCAGAAAUAUCCGGCAAGAAAAUUUGUCGGACAAACUGUAAAUUUAAGAAAAAGCUGUUUUUCUUUGGAAAAAUUGCAGAAAAUACUGAUAUCAGAAAGUCAAUUGUUUAUAGGAAUAUGUCUGAGUUUUCUACAACUUUCAAAGAUUCUAUCUCCAUUAAAUUACUACUAUUGGCAAAAAACUAUGUAGGAGAAGUACUAGAAAAUAGCCUUCUCGGUUUAAAUUUUGACGUUCAAUUGGCAAUUGCAAAAUAUUUGGAUAUAAAGUCAUUAAUAGCACUAAAGGAAACAUGUAAAACUUUUAAUGACAUUUGUAAAGAUAAUUCUAUUUGGAAGAGAUGGUAUACAGUAGACUUUGGAAACACUCCAUUAGUCAAUUUAAACAUAACUAAUUGGUUCGAUAUUUAUCGGGAGAGAAGAGUGUCACGUUCGAAUAGCGUUCAAUUAUUUAUGCCUUUUCAGUACCAAGGAACUCGUUUCCAAUAUGUAUUUCCUGGAUUACCUCUUUUAUGA
This is a messenger RNA of Dimorphilus gyrociliatus, 1077 nucleotides long. The record is from the annotation of a GenBank genome assembly. Lineage: Eukaryota; Metazoa; Annelida; Polychaeta; Dinophilidae.